Vanessa atalanta (red admiral) is the source of this 4546-nucleotide messenger RNA. RefSeq names its product E3 ubiquitin-protein ligase SH3RF1 (gene POSH). Lineage: Eukaryota; Metazoa; Arthropoda; Insecta; Lepidoptera; Nymphalidae. The record is from RefSeq and is a predicted model, not a curated record. The coding region runs from base 358 to 3306 and encodes 982 amino acids. The transcript is spliced from 17 exons. Gene Ontology annotation, molecular function: metal ion binding; protein binding.
UUCACCUGUCGUACUCGAAUCGUCUCGUUCGCCCGUUCGGUGAUCGGUCGAAGUUCGAACGAAUGAAAUAAAACGAGCAAGCGGCGAGAAUGGCAUUUGUGCGUGAAAUUGUGUUAGUUUUUAUGUGAACAAGUGCAUUUUUCUCGUAAUAAAAAUUUCAGCCGGUAACCCUUCAAGUACCUGUUUAUUUUAAUUAAGUUUACAGUGCUUCUAUAAUAAUGUGUUGUUUUAAAUAAAGCGUUACUGUCUUAAAAAUUAAGUGACUGGUUCGGGGUGGUAUCCUGGUUUUGUUUCGUGCCGUGCAAUAAUGGAGCUUCCCGCUAACGUUGGAAUUUAAAACAUCUGUGGCCGAACGGUAUGGAUGAGGGUCUACUAAAUGAUCUUCUGGAGUGCUCGGUCUGCUUGGAGCGGCUUGACACAUCCUCCCGAGUUCUGCCCUGCCAGCACACCUUCUGUUUAAAAUGUCUCAAGGUGAUAGUAGAGUCUCACAAGGAGCUGCGAUGUCCGGAAUGUCGUAUCCUCGUGGAGACGAAGGUGGAGGAGCUCCCACCGAACGUACUCCUCAUGAGGAUACUCGAGGGUAUGAAGAACUCCGCUCCGAGGAAAAUCAUCGGACAACGAGUUAGAAGUGGUCAUUCGCAGACUCAAUCACAAGUGCAGCCGUCACGUGCGGACGGCAAACAGCCUCCGCCGCAUGCGAGAGCCAUGUACGAUUUUAUAUCAAACGAACUUGGUGACCUGUCAUUCAAGAAGGGUGAAACUAUAAUACUUCACAAGAAACUCGACCCUUUCUGGUAUCACGGCGAGUGUUCAGGCAGGAGCGGCAUGUUCCCUAUUACUUAUGUGCAGGUAGUCGUACCCCUGCCAGUACCCACAGCGCUGUGUAAAGCACUUUACGACUUUCGAAUGUCAGCCCCGGACGAGGAGGGUUGCUUAGCCUUUGAUAAAGGCGCCAUAAUAACGGUGCAUCGACGAGUGGACGAGAAUUGGGCAGAAGGCAGACUCGACCAGAGGGUUGGAAUAUUUCCUAUCGCUUUCGUAGAACUCAACCAGGCGGCCAGACAUCUUAUGAACAGUGCGCCAUUAAAUCGUCCCGUCCCGCCAGUCCCCGAGCACGCGAGGGCGGGACACUCGGAGCACAGGCAACAGACUCAGCACCCGCAUAGAUACCAGCCGAUGUCUGUAUCGAGCCCGAAUUCGGGGCAAGGUCAAGGGAACUACCAAAACCUGGCCACUAUGAGCCAGUCCCACCCGAAUUACCACGCGACGCACGCGCAAAUACUCGUCCCGCAACCCGUCAGUCACCACGUGACCACCGUCGCGCACGGCGGUCUCGUCACCACCACCGCUGUACCCAGAAACAUGGAUCUCAUCGAAAAAAAGAACACAAAGGACUUCAUAAAACGCUUUAUUAAUUUAAAUAAUAAGAUAACAGUGACCGUUGGCAACGAUUACGACGAAAUAAGACAAUUUUUACACGCAUCGAAACCCGCCAACUUGAACUCGACGCCCGUGCACCGCGCGGACGCGACGUAUCAGAACGUGAGGACACACGAACACUUCCCAGUGCAGCCCACCUUCGCUUCUAAUAAUAGUUCGGAUUCGAGUUCCAGUGUGAACACGCCCUCGACCGGUGUCGUGGGAGGAAGUUCCACGACCACGCCCAAUACGAGUUCCAAUACGAGUACGUGCGAAAGCGCCGAACCCAGCCUUCCGAGUUCCCCCGAUAAUAACACCGAUCGGAACUCGACCGUACCGCCCAGUAAUAACGCCCAAAAUCCAUCUGAAAACGAAAAUCAAGAAACGCAAGAGUCAUUGCUUAAUGCUUCACUAGGAGUACUGAGUUUGAAUGAGAGUUCAACCGCUACGAAUACAUCUCUUAAUGUCAGUCUGCCACCUUCUGAGAGUCCAAAAUUAAAUGCAUCGGUUGCGAGUAACGCGUCACAGAAUAAUAUCGAAAGUCAGGAAAGUGCGAGCAACAAUGAGUUUUCUCGUCUGGAGGCGCCGUCCUCUUCGAAGAACGUCAUGCGGUCCAGCGGUCCUGACUCAUUGUUGAAUUUUGGUUUGGGCUUACAAGCGGCCCUGUCGCCCUCCCACAACAAAGAGGGCAAUUACAUGAUGACCAGAGGCCAUAGAGAUCAACAUCAUAGAGAAAGAGAGAAACGUCAUAGUUUGACUCCUUCGUCUCAUCUUCAAGGCAAUAACACGCAAAAUAGACAUUCAGCAGAAAUCCUAGCGACGAGUCUCCUAGACCACGCGAUGGACAGGGAUAGGGAAAGACCGGAGAGGGAGAAAGAGAGACGAAGACGACGCUCUCGAAGUAACGAGCGACCGCUUCCCGCCGCGUACAUUGCACUUUAUCCUUAUAAGCCGCAGAAAUCAGACGAAUUGGAAUUGAAAAAAGGAGGCGUGUACACGGUGACGGAGCGCUGCCGCGACGGCUGGUACAAGGGCUGCUGCGAGCGCGCGGCGCGCGGCGGGGUGUUCCCCGGGAACUACGUGGCGCCGCUCGCGCCCCUCGCGCCGCCGCCCGCGCGCGCGCGCCUCGACAAGAAUGUAUCAAACGCAUUAGUGAACGUGAAGCCAGCGACGGGAACUACGUCGAAUACUUCUAAUACGAGCAACACACUCGCCCCGCCGGACGCUCCGCCCAGAGCCAGUAGUCCUAUAACAUCUGUUCAACCAUUAACAUAUCCUUGGAGUUCUGUACAGCCUCAACAGAGUACGCCACGUUCCGAAAAGUCAAAAGAAAAAUCGAAAUCGGAGAAGGGUUCGAUAUCGACGGGGGUGAGCCUGAUGAAGCGCCUGGCGGCGAUGAAGAAGUGCAAGUCCCCGCCGCCGGCCGGCUACAGCAUGGACAACCCCGUGUUCGAGGACGGGCCCGGCACGUCGCUCAUGCUGCCCGCGCACGCGCACCCGCACCCCGUGCACGUGCGGUCGGGCUCGUGUCCGUCGCAGCUGCUGCGCGCGCCGCCCGCCGCGCCGCCCGCCGCGCGCGCCGCGCCCGCGCCCCGCGACCAGCGCGCGCACAGAGGCCCGGGCGCGGCGGAGUGGGCGACGCACCGCAAGUCGGCGUCGCUGGACGUGUCGGCGCGCCGCGAGCGCCACGCGCCGCCGCUCAAGGAGAGAUUCCGCUGCAUAGUCCCGUAUCCCCCGAAUUCGGAGUACGAGCUCGAACUGAGAGUGGACGACAUCGUUGUCGUCUGUAAGAAGCGGGGAGACGGAUGGUACAAAGGUACGCUCCAGCGCACCGGCCGUACCGGACUCUUUCCGGCCUCCUUCGUGCAGAGCUGCCCUCCAGAUUGACGAUAGCGCACCUGUGUACGAUUAGGUAAGCGUACAUUGUACGACUCGCGAGUGACAGACAUUGUGAGUUUCACGUACAGAUGAUCGACACGUACUUUACGAUUAACUUGUACAUUCAAAUAGUCUUUAUCAUAGACAAAGUGUAAAACUAAUUACUUUUUAGCUAAAAGUUUUAAAUAAAAAAGAUACAUACUAACUGGAUUUGAAAAUAAAAUUUCAAAUGAUUUGUUAAAGGGUUGUGUUAUAGAAUAUACCACGAGAGAUAACGGAUGAAGUUCGUAAGAGUGAUUGUGUGAUCAAAUUAUUAAAUAAAAUACAUCGCUGACCGAAAAAAUUAUAGAAUUAGAGCAACAUAAAAAGUAACAAGUUAAUAUAAAAUUAGUAACAAAUAACGAAAUCUGCCAUUAUUAGAGAAAUUGAUUUAGUAUUCCUAAAUUAUGUAUAGAAAAAUCUUUAGAUUAUUUACGUUUUAUUUAAGUUUUUAAGGACGUCCAAAAAGAAUCUUCAUGCUUUUAAAACUUUGUAAUAAUAUUUUUUACAACUGAUAAUUUUUAAUGUGUUAAUUUAUGUUCUAAAUUUAAACCUAUUUAGAAAUUUUGGCCUUUAUCUCGAACAUAAUGGCAGCACAGACUAUGACAAAUAUUCAUGUUUCCUAAAUUAUUUCAAUUUAAAUAUAACAUCUAUACAAACUAAAUCAUUAAAAAACAACAAUAAUUAUCCUCCUAUAUUGUCUAUACUUAUUGAAAAAUGCAAUAAUGACUUAAAAUAGAUUUAAAAAAAAAUAGUUAUCAAUAUAUUAUUGAUUGUUUCGGUAUCUAUAUACAGUCCAUUCCACGAGACGAACUCCCUCAAGUUCAAAUACUCGCACCUGGUUGGUCGAUGCGCGCAACCAGAGAUAAGCUAGACGAAUCCGGUAUUUAAGUCGAUACUAAGAAAUCAUUCGGCGUACGAUAUACCCAACGAGCGCACAGGGGCCUUUUCCUUUAAGACUCUUGGAAUGGACUUUAGUAAUAGUAUUUUUAAUCUCUAACCAUAGAACUACAUCUAGUAGUAUAGACAAAAAAUUGUCUGAAAUUUUACCCAACGGUUAAUAACACAAUUUAUAUUUUUAAAUAGAUAUUUUUCAAUACAUAGAUAUUAUUGUAGGUAAGUGAUUUAUAGAUAGUGUACUCGUGAAAGUUUUUAGACGAUUUUUAAAUUGAAUUUAUUUUUAUAGACUCGAUACGCUUAUUACGUUAGU